AUGAAGGUGUCCGCAAACGGUUUGGCUCUGACUUGUGGUAUCAUGGCAGCCCUCGAGGCAGGCCUGGCCACAGCUCAGUCAGCCUCGAAACCACCGAACUUCCUCUUUAUCAUGACUGAUGAUCAGGAUCUGAAGCUAGACUCCCUGUCGUAUAUGCCUCUAACUACAAAGCACAUGCAAGACAAGGGAAUGUCUUUCAAUAAUCACUUCGUUACAACGGCGUUGUGCUGCCCAUCUCAAGUCAGCCUUUUGACAGGACGACAAGCCCACAAUACCAAUGUGACGGACGUGAACCCCCCAUGGGGCGGAUAUCCUAAGUUCAUUAACCAAGGAUUUAACGAUAACUACCUUCCCGUAUGGAUGCAAAAGGCUGGGUAUGACACAUACUAUACGGGAAAAUUGAUGAACUCUCAUUCUGUGGAUUACUACGACAAGCCCUAUGCCGCGGGAUUCAAUGGCUCUGACUUCUUGCUGGACCCUUACACCUACGACUACAUGAACGCGACUUACCAGCGCAACCACGACCAGCCCGUUAGCUACCUUGGCCGCCACACAGCUGAAGUCCUGACUGAGAAGGCGAUGGGCUUCUUGGAAGAUGCUCUCACGGGUGAACGGCCAUUUUUUCUCACCGUGACUCCCAUUGCACCCCACUCGAACAUGAAUGGGACAUAUGGUGCUGGGGCGGGCCCUCUAUGGAUGGAUGAGCCCAUUCCAGAAGAGCGCCAUAAGCAUCUGUUCCCCGAGGCCAAGGUUCCCCGUACGGCAAACUUUAACCCUAAGGAACCUACUGGCGUCAGUUGGAUUCACAAUCUCCCCUAUCGCAACCAAUCCGUCAUCGACUACAACGACCACUAUUACCGGCAGCGUCUGCGUGCCUUGCAGGGCGUUGACGAACUGGUUGACUCGCUCAUCGCUCGUCUGGAAGCCAGCUCCGAAAUUGACAACACGUACAUCAUCUACACAUCCGACAAUGGAUUCCACAUUAGCCAGCACAGGCUGCCACCAGGCAAGACCUGCGCCUUUGACGAAGAUAUUCGUGUGCCGUUCUUCAUCCGCGGGCCCGGAAUUCCCGAGGGCCAGCAGCAGGAUAUUGUCACGACCCACAUUGACAUCGCACCCACACUAUUUUCCUUGGCUAGUCUACCGCUCCGCGACGACUUUGAUGGGACACCUAUGCCCAUUGCCGAUGUGGAGGGAACUCUGCAUGAGCACGUGGCAGUCGAGUACUGGGGGCAAGCGAUGCUCGAAGGAACUCCAACUGUUCCCAAUAACACUUACAAAGCUCUCCGCAUUCUCAGCCAGGAGUACAAUUUGUUCUACUCAGUGUGGUGCAACAACGAGCACGAGCUGUAUGAUCUUAGUCCCUCAAUGACAACACAGACCGACCCCUACCAAGUCAACAACCUCCACCCCCACGUCGAGACUAAGAACGCCACAAUCUUGGGCUACGACAUUCCGGCGGUGAUCGAUCGCCUUGACGCCCUGUUACUCGUCCUGAAGUCCUGCAAGGGUCGGACCUGCAUUAAGCCAUGGGAAGUCCUACACCCCGAUGGGUCGGUGCAGAAUCUCCUCGACGCUCUGAGAGCCCAGUAUGAUGGAUUCUAUCAUGACCAGCCAAAGGUGUCGUAUGAUCGUUGCGAGUAUGGGUAUGUCAUUGAUGCGGAGGGGCCGCAGACAGCGUUGGCAUACCGAAACGGCUAUUCUCUGGAUCUGUGGAUCUAG
Molecule: messenger RNA, 1722 nt
Organism: Aspergillus niger
Lineage: Eukaryota; Fungi; Ascomycota; Eurotiomycetes; Eurotiales; Aspergillaceae
Exons: 5
Coding region: 1-1722 (573 amino acids)
Biological process (GO): phenol-containing compound metabolic process
Molecular function (GO): glycosaminoglycan binding; N-acetylglucosamine-6-sulfatase activity; arylsulfatase activity
Source: RefSeq, a predicted model, not a curated record